This is a messenger RNA of Linum tenue, 211 nucleotides long. The record is from the annotation of a GenBank genome assembly. Lineage: Eukaryota; Viridiplantae; Streptophyta; Magnoliopsida; Malpighiales; Linaceae.
CUGUUCGAUGUCGUCGUUGUCGCCGUCUCGGUUGGCGGCGGCGCAAGCGAUUGGCCGUGGCUGGUGUGGCGGGGAGUGGGGUUUGAAAAGGGGAGUUGGAGGAGGAGGAGAAGGGAAGUGGUGGCGGCGGUGUGGAGUUGAAGGGAUUGAGAUCGAGGAGAUGAUGCAAUUUGACGGUGGCGAGAGGAACGCGGAGCGGAACAUUGUUGUU